AUCAAUUCACGCUGUAAUUUAUAAUUAUUUUUAUUAUUUUAUUUUUUGUGUGUUUUUACCGGGACAUUUUAAUUAAAAACAUCUCUUGAUGGGUGACGUCCGUGCACGCACGACAAACAAAAAGAAGACGUGAACAAUGGCAGAAAGAGUGAAGAAUAAGAAGAAGAAUGUGGCCGUGUACCGCAGCGUCUCUUUCACAAAGCUCAGCUCCUGGAGCGAAGCCCAUCGAGGGGGCAGAUCGCAGGGAGCAGGAGGCGCCCUUCCCCCGGAGCCCGACCAGCCGCAGCGGGCGACGUCUAAUGCCAGUGUGUCAAGAAAAGUUUCCAAAAUCGCCGCGACCGCAGAGCCGAAGAAAACCUCCUCCACUCCUCUCUCCUCUCUUUCUCCAUCCAUUCGUCAGCUCCCCGAGAGGUUCAGCUCACCGACGCCGGGGAGCAACACUCUUCCUCGGGCUGGAGGCGGCUGGAGAGUCGCGUCGCCGUCUUCUCGGAGGUCCUUCCACGAGGAAAGCGGUACCGGAUAUUUCUCGGACAGAGACGCUUUUAAAGUUUUAAAGCGUUACUCUAGCGCAGACUCCGAGUCCGGGACGGACUCUGAGAAGAAAAGCGAGAAGUGGUUUUUUGCAGCCGACAGUAGCUCCGGUAAGACAAAUUCUUCGUGUCCCAAAAAGACCUUGAAUACAGAAGAGGAUGUUUGUAACGUUCGAGCGGUGUGUAAAUCUCACAGAAGUUAUCUGUCCGCUCACCACUCUGACUUUAUUCCCCUCUAUUCCGACAACUGGCCCAGUGUUACUAAAAUUAGACAAUUUUUUGACGAGAGACAAAGACGAACAACAGCUGACGAUUAUGAGAAUUUGAAACCAGGAGGUAAAGGACGUUUGGAUGCGAGUACUUCUAUUUUGGACAAAAGUACCAAACUCCCAUCUUGCGCCUCGACUACUGAACCAAGUAACUUGUCCGACACUGAGAAGAGUAUAGUUGGAGCUGAAGGAAAUGUACCCCAAGUGGGGGAGGAGGUAUUGUUUUCUACUAUGGACUUGAGUUCCAAAGUUGACCACCUGCAGAACUCGAUUGUUGGUGAGACACCUGGUCGUGAUAACAACGUGGAGUCUCACAAAAACGGCUUUCAACCCAUCAGUUGUGCUUGUAUUGGGGUUAGUGACUAUCACAGGAUUAAAACUUUACCACAAAGAAGUCAGAGUCUCAGCACUAAGGUGGAGGCUGUCCAUACACCCCCCGGGACAACCGUGCUGACAUCUGACCCCGACCCUGACCUUCAACCCCAGGGUGCUUCUCCACAGAGUUGUUCAGUGAGUUUAGACACCUCCUGCUCCUCCUCCGUGAGGGAGAAAAAGGAUAGACAGGGGGUCGGGCUGCCCAGGGAUAGUUUACAUUCCUCACAUAGCUCCUGUAGAGCACCAGUCCCCUCCUCCUCCUCCCAGUCCUCUGCUCCAGCUGCACAUAAAGCUGUUACCUCCUCUAUUGUAGCUUCCUCCACUGAGCUAAGAUCCCCAGUAAGAGUCACCUCUCCCCUCAUCUCCGGCUGGAGGUUUAGUUCUGGAGACGAAGAGGAGGAGCACAUUAGCCAUAGGAGAGGAGGUACCCUUUGGAGUGGUGCCUCUUCCCCAUCAUCUUCUGUCUCUGUCACAGAAGGAGAGAGAGGUGUCACAGAACGAGGAGGUGGCUAUUUAUUGUCCAGUAAAAAUGGCCGUUGGGGUGCUAAGGUAAUUUGCAAGUCAUCGGGUAGUGAGGAUGACAGUCCUAGUCCUCUGGGACCCCACAGUCGAGAGCCAGUGCGGCGGCGCUCACUGAGGAAGAAGAAGAAGUUUUAUGGAGUUACUGUGUCAUCAGGGCGAGAUGAUUAUGAUGAUCAUAAUGAUGAAUCAGAUGACAGUGACACAGCCUUGACCAUGGAGCAUUUGGAGAGGCACAACCAUCAAAAGUCAAGAGGAGAAUUCUUAGGAACCAUAUCGCGGAGUUGCUUGGAAAGAGCACCCAACAGUGAUAGUUCUAGAGCCAGAUUUCAGCAAUGGGAGCGCAUGUCAUCACCUGUGGUGCCCACAUCUCUUCCUAGUGUGUCACGAGUAUCAAAAGUCAACAUUCCCCCAUUUGUUUCCAAUCCAGGUGGUAGCAGCCGACACUCCAGCACUGAGACACUGAAAGAAGACCAGGCGGCUGCUGCUAACCGUGCAGCUAAAGUGUUGUUUACCAGUGCUGGAGGAGGAAGUAUCAAUAAAAGACAUGAAAUUCCCAUUGUGCCAUCCUCAUCAAUGCUGAGUAAAACUUACCAUGGGAAUUUUACUAUGUACCGUUCGCCCAGUUUUGGUCAUGGUGAUAAUUUUUCUCGUGCUCCUAUGCGGGUACGCCCUAAGAUCAUACCUACAGUAACUUCCUCAGCUGGGGUUAUUCACAGAGGUGACCAUGUAUCUGUGGGGGUUGGGGGUGGUGAGACCACAGCAUUAACAAGGUCAACCAUUGAAGAAGGGGUAGGUAAUGCAGGCAGAAACCAAAUAUCUACGUCCAACCCUGAUAUUACCUCAGAAACCAAGGCGCUUUUAAGUUUCCUGAAAACUGACCUGUCAAAGCUCAGGGUGAGGAAAACAAGUGCAAGAGACAAAUUUGAGGCUAUAGAGGGGACAUCAACAUGCAGGAUGGAUUCACAAACUCUUCUACCUUCUGGGCAUCGCCCAUCAUUGAAAGACUUGACGGCCACUCUUCGGCGUGCAAAGUCCUUCACCUAUUCAGACAAACCCACAACAGCCACGAGAUGUUAUUUGACAGGUGGAUGCGCAAAGAGGAGCUCCUCUGAACAACAGCUUGACUUGGAUGGAGAGAGGGUAUCUGUGUCAGACAGGGAAGUAGAAAGUGAUGGUGAUUUUAGGCUUGUGAGGCGAUCAAAGGCGAGAGAUUAUGGGUACCAUGAUGAUGACGAUGAAGAUGUGACGCCUACUCCAUUGCAGGACAGAUAUGUGCUGGAAGCCAGGCAGGUCAUUAGAGAUAUAUGUCAGAUGAGUGCAAGGGGAGAAAAAGAAGACGAUGAUGAUGUAUUUGUAAGGACAACUAAGGAUGAGUUGGAGGAUGAAUGGUUCCAGGUCGAGAAGACAAAUGAAGAGAAGGAGAAAGCAGGAGGGAGCAUUAAGGAUGAGGUAUGGAUAGAUGAAAAGACUGAGCUUAAAAACACAAGGGACAGGGAUAAACAUGAGGCAGAGAGGGAGACCAGAGAGAGGGAGAGGAGCGAGUGGGAUGGACAAAGUUUACAGUACAGGGAGAGGGGAAAGAGAGGGAGCAGAGAAAUGGAUAGAGCCUUACUGAAGGUUGACUCAGAGGAAAGCAUGUUCUACGACCGGUCUGUGGAUGAACUUUCAGGCCAUGAAUCGAGUUUAACAGAUGAGGGAAUUGUGACAGAGCCCGAGACAGGGCUGUGUGACCUCUCUGAGAGGUCUUUUCCAGGGUCAGCAGGGAUUAAUUUGGUGUCACUGAUUGCUCGGGAUGUGCUGGGGCAGCCUGAUACAAUCUGGAAGUGUGAGCUGGAGAAAGAAGACAACACAGACAAAAUAGUGAGUUCUACAAAUCAUCUGAGUACAGAUUGCCUAACUUCCUCCUUGGCUCUUAAUGCUCCUAAGACUGAAUGUGACAGCAUUAUCAUGGAAUUGAAGAGUGACGAGGACAUCCACAAUGGCAAUGAGGAAAUAAAUAACACUGUCUACCAAGGUUCAACAGGCACAGCAGGAGGAGUAGCAUUGGAAGCUCCCACAACUCCCACUGCGAUCCGCCGAAGGCGCAAGUUUUCUCCUUCUGGUAAUAACUCUUGUUCUGAUUCCAGCAAUGGCAGUAAUACAGAUUCAACGAUACCAGCUGUUGGAACUGGAGAAUCCACAGUCUACCGCUCACUGAGUGACCCCAUGCCUCAGCGGUGCUGUUCUGUUGCAGAAGAAGGGAAUAAGACAUUCUCCUCUGUUGACAGCAACUUUUUGGGAUCUCUGACUGUCAAAGGUGGAGGAGCAGGGUCACCAGAGUCUUCUACUGGGGCUACUUUGUCAGAAUGCAAAGGUAGUGCGGCAAGUGACUUGUCGGUAUACAGUGAUGCCGGUCUACGUGAGGAUAGCGUGCAUGACUACAGUGGGGUGAUUAGGAGUAUUGUAGCCGAGCCAGGUGCAAUGGACCGACUGAUGACAGACGACCAUAGCAAUGGCAAAGCUCCUAAGAAGAAAUCAUUCAGUGACCCCAGUCGGCGUAGUGAUGCCGCUUUACUUUCCCAGAAUGAUCCUCCCCUCAAAGGUCAGUGUGGUAGUACUGAGCCAAUCACUGAGCUAGAUCAACCUGGUCAGAUCCCACCUUCCGUCAGUGAGCCAAUUCUGAUUGAGCAGAGAGAGGACUUAUGGGAUGCAGAAGGUAAGCCUGAACACCAAUCGCCCUUACAGGUAGCUGUAUGUCACCAAGGAUACAGCAGUAUUAAAGGCAAGAAACCACGCACCCACUCAGAAUCUACCUUUGGUACCGAUGAUCAUGGUGAUGAUGAAGAAGAUGAUGACAGUGUCAAAGAACAGGACAGGGAAGGGAAGGAUGAAGAGGCAGAGAAAUUUAACUUUGACGUCAAACUAGCUGGAGUUCUGUCUCCGAGGAUGAUUCGUCGGAUCUCCAGAAAGCGUCCAAACAGGCUGGCUCAGUUUUCCCCUCAAGAGGAUCCACUUGAGCUUGGUUCAGAUGAGCAGGAAGAUCACAGUGACCAAGCCAACCUAACCACUCCUCUGCCCCCAACCCCACAGCAGUUUAAACUGAAAUCCAGACCCAAACAUGUCCGCCAUGCCAGCGAACCUGCCACCUUUAUUCCCCUCUCCCCACCUCCUCAACUUCAGCCGCUGAGGGAAGGAGACUGCCUUGAGAUUCAACCCACUGCAAAGCCUUCUGUCCUGAGGAAACCGCCUUCUCUGGAGGAUGUGACCCAAAAGUAUAUAUUGGAACAGAGUGCUCCAGAAACUGAGGGCCCAGGGCCUUUGCCAGGAGCCAAAGAUGCAGCUGAAGGUUCAGUUUUGGCAUCAGAAGCGCCCGUGGAGACCUGUGGACUGCAGAAGAAGGGUACUGAGGGCACUCCAGCCACACCUGCCCCACAGAGGAUGAAGGCCAGAGUGGACAUGAGGAAACAUGUGAUGAUGACCCUCCUGGACACAGAGCAGUCUUACGUGGAGUCACUGCGCACGCUUAUCCAGGGCUACAUGCGUCCUCUCAAACAGCCAGAAGGCAGCACCAUAGUUGACCCGCAGCUGGUGGACGAGAUGUUCUACCAGAUCCCAGAAAUCUUGGAGCAUCACGAGCACUUCCUGGAGCAAGUUGCCUGCUGCCUCAGUCAAUGGCACGACAGGCAAACCGUUGGACACCUCCUCAUCCAAUCAUUUUCCAGGGAGACGCUGGCUAAUGUGUAUUCAGCAUAUAUUGACAACUUUCUCAAUGCCAGGGAUGCUGUGAGAAUCGCCAAGGAGGCCAAACCAGCAUUUCAGAAGUUUCUGGAGCAAAACAUGCGUGAGAACAAGGAGAAACAGGCUCUGGGUGAUCUGAUGAUUAAACCGGUGCAGAGGAUUCCUCGUUAUGAGCUGCUUGUUAAGGAUCUGCUCAAGCACACACCAGAUGACCACCCAGACCACUCAUUGCUGUUGGAUGCUCAGAGGGACAUCAAGCGAUUGGCUGAGAAGAUCAACAAGGGGCGUCGCUCAGCAGAGGAGGCGGAGAGGGAGGCCAGGGUGAUUCAGGAGAUUGAGGCGCACAUAGAGGGAGUUGAACAUAUCCUGAACCCCCAGAGGAAGUUCCUGAGACAGGAAAUGGUCAUGGAGGCGAAGACAGUGGGUGGGAAGAAGGAUCGUUCUCUCUUCCUCUUCAGUGAUCUGAUCAUCUGCACAACUCUGAAGAGGAAGUCUGGCUCAUUAAGACGCAGCUCUAUGAGUCUGUACUCUGCUGUGAGUGUGAUUGACACUUCCAGCAAAUACAAGUUCCUGUGGAAGCUUCCACUGGAGGAGGUGGAGGUGGUGAAAAGCUCCACCCAGGCAGCCAACAAGGAGAGCAUCCAGAAGACAAUCGGUCGAUUAGAAGAAGAUCUCGGCAUUCUGGGACAGAUCAGCAAACUGUCUGAGACUCUGAGCUUCCCUCACCAGUCCUUAGAUGAGGUGAUAAAGGAUCUGAUGACCUCAGUGCACAGAGAACUCUCCGAGAAGCAGUCUUUGGCCUUCAGCAUGACCUUCUUGCCCACCAAGCUGGAAUUCACCACAGCGUCGGCCGAGAGCAGCUUUGUCUUUGAGUUCAGCUCACCGGAUGCUCGCUCUAACUUUGAACAGCUUUUUGAGGAAGCCAAAAAGAAGCUCGCUAUGAAUAAGGAUCAGUGGGAUCCAGAGUUUCUGAAAGCAAUUCCUAUUAUGAAGACGCGUAGCGGCAUGCAGUUUUCUUGUGCCUUCUCCCAGGCCACAGUGGUCCAGACAGCGGCCUGUGAAGUUUGGGUGUGUAGUGAUGGAUAUGUGGGACAGGUUUGUCUGUUGAAUAUCAAAGAUGAGCCGACAGUGGAAGCCUGCAGCGUCUGCUCGGCGAGGAUCAUCUGUAUCGCUGCCGUGCCGGGCCUUUAAAAGGGAGGUCAGGAGCGUGGAGGAGAGCUCGCCCUUACGUUGUCUCCUGGAGUGCUUGACCACUCCCAGAAACAGCUCCAUAUUUCUAUCUCGCGUUCUUCUCUUGAGAUGAUGGAACAACCUCCAGGUGCGGGACCAGAAUUUGUUCCUUUUGACAGCGAUGACACCGACGAUGACGAUUCACCAAGUCCUUCUUCCACUCUGCAGAGUCAGGCUAGUCACUCCACCAUAUCAUCCAGCUACGGCAAUGACGAGGGUCCAGGCUGCAAAGAUAUGGCUACAGAGACCACCAGCAGCGAGGAGGAGCAGGAGUUCUCUGUGCAGAGCUCCUACGGACCUCCAGGAGUAACUGGCGUUGGCGGAGGGGGUCGCACCCACACAGAGAGCCUGAUGGAUGGGCGUGCCAUGCGCCGCUCCUCAAGGGGCUCGUUCACCAGGGCAAGUCUGGAGGACCUGCUGAGCAUCGACCCUGAGGCCUACCAGAGCUCGGUGUGGCUCGGCACAGAGGACGGAUGCAUCCACGUGUACCAGUCCUCAGAUAACAUCCGCAACCGUAAAAACAGCAUGAAGAUACAACACUCAGCUUCCAUCCUCUGCAUUCUGUUCUUGGACAAUAAAGUGUUUGUAUCUUUAGCCAAUGGAGAGGUGGUCGUCUAUCAGAGAGAUGCAGGUAGUUUUUGGGACCCUCAGUCUUCUCAGACGUUGGUUCUGGGGACACCCAGCAGCCCUGUGACUAAAAUGGUUGUAGCAGGAGGGAAGUUAUGGUGCGGCUCGCAGAACCGAGUUCUUAUCAUCAACACAAGUACGCUGGUACAAGAGCACUGGUUCCAUGUGGGCACAGACAGCAGUCGGUGUGUGACGUGCAUGGUGUCGUACGGUCAGGGCGUGUGGUUAGCAUUACAGGGCAGUGCUCAGGUCAGACUGUAUCACGCUCAGACGUUGGACAGCCUGACAGAGGUGGACGUGGCGCCCGCUGUGCACAAAAUGCUCGCUGGUGCAGAUGCGAUCAUCAGGCAGCACAAAGCAGCCUGUUUGAGGAUCACAGCACUACUGGCCUGUAAGGAUCUGCUGUGGAUUGGGACCAGUGCCGGGGUGGUCCUUACGCUGGCGAUUCCAGCGGUGAGUUCAGGAAGUGGCCCCGGUACACUGAAAUCACCACUGGUACCGAUGGGCUCAGCUCAUGGGCACACAGGCCACGUUCGGUUUCUAACGUCCAUCGAGCUACCUGAAGGCUUUGACAUGAACUUCCCCUCUCCAGCACCUGACUCCGCAGUCAACCAAUCGCAGUGUGGCAGCACAGUUGAAGGGAGCCUCCAAAGGCGGGAUUCAUCACGCCGUCGAGCCUCUGCUCACCUUCCAAAAACGAAUCAUCUAGUCAUUUCUGGUGGCGAUGGCUAUGAGGAUUUCAGACUGACAAAUAGCAGCGAAACAGUUGGACGGGACGACAGCACCAACCACCUUCUGCUCUGGAGGGUUUGAGACACUUGACUCGGUUCGAAGAACUGGGCUGACCUCUCCUCAGCUGAAAAUGGCACACAAUCCCCAUCAAAUUGCUUACAUUCCUGGUGUUGUUUUGGUCUUCUGCUUGGUCCAGCGGUCUCUGUGCAUAUGGGUGUGAGCUCCCUCGAGGAUUUAAUAAUGGUCACUUUAAACUGAGCUUCUUGUGGUGAUGUUUCUGGUGACGCGUGUUGUUGCUCGCUGACUGGUGUUUGUGCGUGUGUACUUCCCUGGAUGUGUUCCGUAUAUUUGGUUAGCUUUAUCCAGUCUAGAAACCUGCCUUUAAAGAAACAGAAACGGCCAGACUGUGACUUUGUCAAAUGUUCACUGAAAACAAGAAGACGGACAGAAGUGAGACUUCUGCAGAAUGUCGCUGCACUGAUGAAGAAUUCAAGAAAAUGCAAGGGCGAAGAAUCCCAUAAUUUUGGACAUGUUUCAUUUAAAUUUUUUUUUUUUUAAAGAUUCAUCGAUCAUCACUUCAUCUGAGCGAGAACACAUAAUCAUGAAAUUUACUGUCUCUUCCAACGAUGCCUCCGGGAAAACUGAACAAUUUAUCGUAUUUGGAGAUCAGCAUCAGAAGAGAGGCUGAGCUGAUAUUUACAGAUUUUAAGAGAGGAGCAGAAAAUGUGAAAAGGCAUUUGGGCUGGACAGCAACCCUUAAAGACAGAUCUGAGGUCAGCUCUUUUUUUUUUUUUUGUCUAUUCACCUGAGACGGCUUCGAUUUUUACUUUCCCAUGCUCUCUUAGGUGAAGAGUGAAGUAGAGUGUCGUUGAAGUGCAAUACAGAGCGACGGUGUCCCACAAGAUGAUGUCGAUGCACAUAUUCACAGCCGUUACUCACUGAAUCACAUGACAUUAUGCGAGGAUUGUGUUUAAUUUUUGCUGUCGGCUAAGAAGACGUAGUGUUCUGGUGACAGGAGUUUCCAAAACUGUUCCUCGUGAACAUAAAUAUGCCAAAACUUUAUGGUUCUGACAAGAGAAGGUUGGAGGUGAUUUUUGUUUCCAAGAAGUUUGAGUUUGUUGAACUUUGUGUCUGGGUUCGUUUUUAGCAGCGGACUCAAGAUGACGCUGGCCUGUGACAGUGGGUAAACAUACUUAUGUACAGUAUUUAUGGUUUUGAUUUUAGUUCCUUCUUUUACAGCACUUAAUUUAUAGAAGAUGUAGCGUUCACUAUUUCUUGUGAGUCAUAGAACAAGAAGGCCCCCCUCCCCCCGGCUGCAUUGGCAAGGGUUUUCUCACAGUUCAGUGCGGACGAUCCGGCCUUUGCGCGUCGAUAUGUUUGUGAUGUUCUGUCCAAAUGGCUUCAUGAAUGUACAGACGGGAUCAGAAAGGUAAAGGACUGGAAGAAAAAGGUUUUGUCAGAUUUGAAGUUUCUCAUCAAAGACAACGUCCUCGCUCACCUG
Messenger RNA from Thalassophryne amazonica, 9503 nucleotides. Its product is annotated as rho guanine nucleotide exchange factor 17-like. Lineage: Eukaryota; Metazoa; Chordata; Actinopteri; Batrachoidiformes; Batrachoididae. Gene Ontology annotation, molecular function: protein binding; guanyl-nucleotide exchange factor activity. Gene Ontology annotation, biological process: actin cytoskeleton organization. The record is from RefSeq and is a predicted model, not a curated record.